GAAGCCAGUAUAUUUUGCCCUAAACAGAAAUCGUAAUGUGUUAAAAGGGCAUUGGCGUAAAACUACAAACCCUUCGUUUCAAAUUAAACGCCAGACUUCGAUGUAACUUAGCUAACGUUAGUUAGCUAGAGAAACGUUUGUCCGUGGCUCAGUGGUCAGUUACUAGCGUUAGCUGACUGGCUCUUUGCUGCUAUAUGAUGGCUUCCUAACUCAAAUAGCUAAAAGGGCAAGAAGAGAAAACGACUGAAAUUGUCUAUGGUAUUGGGUUGACUGUCUGAAAAGUCCCUGAGGGUGCAGGUAACUACGACGGUGACAUUCUACCUCUGGUCCCAGUCGCCAUGGCAAAGAAGAAAAACUUGUCUGAUCUUGUGGUGGCAUGUGAAUGGGCGUCCUGCACAUUCAAGGGGAGGACUAUGGAGGAGUUGUGCGACCACAUGUCCCUGCACUUGAAGGACCACAUCGGCGACGGGGACGCGAUGGAGGAGCUGGAUGACUACGCGUGCCUGUGGGAGGGCUGCGAGUUCCUGGCCAUGGGGAGCCCCAGCGAGCUGGUGGUGCACGCGCUCUUCCACAUCUUCCACAGCAAGCUCAAGUUCAUCGGGGCACAGCUGCUGCGGUCGCACCCCGAGCUGCCCAGCUGCACCCAGGACCUCCACAGCAACAACCUGGUGCCCGAGCUGUCCGAGAAGUUUGUGUGCCAGUGGGAGCACUGCGAUAGCACAUUCAAUAACCCCGAGUGGUUUUAUCGCCACGUGGACAUGCAUGCCCACUGCACCGAGAUGCAGCCGCUCCCGGACCAGCAGCACGCGCUCUUCUGCAGCUGGAAAGGCUGCGACGCCUUCUUCAAGAUCAAAUACCGGCUGCGGGAACACCUGCGCACUCACACGCAGGAGAGGCUGGUGGCCUGCCCCACCUGCGGCUGCAUGUUCUCCAGCAACACCAAGUUCUUCGACCACAUCCACCGGCAGGCGGAGCCCGAGGAAUCCUUUGUGUGCGAGCACUGCGACAAGCACUUUGCCAACGAGAGGCUACUGAGAGGCCACGUCCGGCAGCACGUGAACCACAUCAAGUGCCCGCUGUGUGACAUGACCUGCACUUCCCUGGCCUCCCUGAAGACGCACAUCAAGUUCCGGCACUGCGACGAGCGCCCCUUCCCCUGUGACUUCUGCGAGAGCAGCUUUAAGAACCAGCAUGACCUGCGGAAGCACAUGGAGACCCAUAACGAGGGCGCCGCCUUCCAGUGCACCGUGGAGGGCUGCGACUACUCCUCCCGCAUGGCCCACACCAUGAACCAGCACUACAAGAGGGUGCACGAGGGUGACAUGGUGUCCAAAUACAAGUGCCACCUCUGUGACAAAACGUUCUCCUGGUGCUACACGCUCACGCUCCACCUGCGGAAGAAGCACCACCUCAAAUGGCCCUCCGGACACUCCCGCUUCAGGUACAAAGAGGAUGAGGACGGGUAUCUGCGGCUGAACAUGGUGCGGUACGAGACGGUGGAAGUGACCGAGGAGAUCAUGAAGAACAUGGCCAAGAAGCGCACCCCGCGCAAGGCCCUGGGUUCGAGCUCCGCCCCGGGCAGCCAGGUCAAACGCCUCGCUCCGUCUCCAGGGAACGGCCAGAACGCCGCCCCCUCCCCCUGCUCCUCGUCCUCUUCCUCCUCCUCCUCCUCAUCCUCCUGCUCCUCCGGCCCUGCUUCCUCCGAGCUCGCCGGCGCUUCGCCGGACCCCAAGAAUGACAGCUCGUCCGCGUACUGCGACCUGAGCACAGUCACUGGGCUCGGGGGGGACGGAGACCCUUCGCAGGACUCAGAGCUGCCAGGGGCCCCGUCGGGAGCCGUCCGGGUCCUUACUGAGGUGGCCAGGGGCCUGGGGAUGGAUGUGGUGUGACCCGCUGAGCCAGUGUUAGCCUAGCAGUGUGCUCACUAGCGUUCCAGGGAUGCAUGUGGUGUGACCCGCUGAGCCAAUGUUAGCCUAGCAGUGUGCUCACUAGCGUUCCAGGGAUGCAUGUGGUGUGACCCGCUGAGCCCAGUGUUAGCCUAGCAGUGUGCUCACUAGUGUUGCAGGGAUGGAUGUGGUGUGUGACCUGCUGAGCCCAAUGUUAGCCUAGCUGCUUGUUUUUCAGUGUUCCUGUGACUUUGUCAAAGUGUGGCAGUUAUUGUCACCUGCAGAAUUAACCGCUAACUGCAGCAUUUCGAACUUUGCACGUGUCCAGGGAACUCCUACUGGAGGUGUAAGUCCGGCAAGUUUUUUCACACAGUCGCGUGCUAAUUUAAAGCCCUCAGAACAUC
Anguilla anguilla (European eel) is the source of this 2290-nucleotide messenger RNA. RefSeq lists its product as uncharacterized. Lineage: Eukaryota; Metazoa; Chordata; Actinopteri; Anguilliformes; Anguillidae. The transcript is spliced from 10 exons. Gene Ontology annotation, molecular function: RNA polymerase II cis-regulatory region sequence-specific DNA binding; DNA-binding transcription factor activity, RNA polymerase II-specific. Gene Ontology annotation, biological process: regulation of transcription by RNA polymerase II; anatomical structure development. Bases 339 to 1889 code for a protein of 516 amino acids. The record is from RefSeq and is a predicted model, not a curated record.